Molecule: messenger RNA, 3583 nt
Organism: Aplysia californica (California sea hare)
Lineage: Eukaryota; Metazoa; Mollusca; Gastropoda; Aplysiida; Aplysiidae
Product: protein O-mannosyl-transferase TMTC2
Biological process (GO): protein O-linked glycosylation via mannose
Cellular component (GO): endoplasmic reticulum membrane
Molecular function (GO): protein binding; mannosyltransferase activity
Source: RefSeq, a predicted model, not a curated record
AGCACCGACCAGGUCGCACCAACGUCGUCCGCGCGCGACGCGUAAAACUCCGUCACAACUUCGCUUCACUCGUCGAUGCGAAAAGCUUCAAACACGCGGCCUGUCUCGCGUUCUCUAUUUCUUUGCCCCCUCCUCCUCCUCUCUCGGUUGGUUUAAGUUUUAGUCGCAUGCACGUAGCGAAGAAGAAGAAGGAAGGAACGAACGAAAGAAGGAAGGAACCUCGUGUUGGAAGACUUCUGUGUUUACAGCGGUGGUGGUGGGCACGAGUUGUUGUAGUAGUAGUUGUGUAGUUGACAGAGCCGCCCCGGUAGGCAAGACGUCGUGAAGAGAAAACCAGCAAGUUCUGUCUGAACUGAACACACACACACACACACACACACACACACACACACACACUACGUUUGAGUUUGACAGGACAUCAGAACAGUUCGGUGUGUUGUGAGGGAGUAUGUGGAGCUAGCUGCCCCCCUCUGUUGUCAUGACAGGCAGGAAUUGACAUUCGAGUCUGCUGCUAGCUGCUGUGACAGCUCGGAAGAUGCUAACGGCCUGGGAUGGAUUACCGCUGCUGCACUAUUCUGCUGACCUCUGCCCUCGCGACCCUUCUGUAUCUGAACACGCUUGGCGCGGAUUUUGCUUAUGAUGACAGCCGAGCGAUCCAGAAGAACCCUGAUCUCCUUCCCAGCACGCCGCUGUGGAACUUGGUCUACGAUGACUUCUGGGGCACCCCGCUCACCCACAGCGGCUCUCACAAGUCCUACAGGCCGCUGUGUGUGCUCACCUUCAGGCUCAACUACUACCUGGGUGGACUCGAACCUUGGGGCUACCAUCUGGGGAACGUGCUGUGGCACGCUCUCACCACGGCUGUCUUCACGUGGUUCUGCUGGAGUUUGACGGGCUCCACUUUUGCUGGGCGGUGUCCGUGUGUGUUCUGACGGCAGCAGCCAUGUUGAGCAAGGAACAGGCUCUGACCGUGUUGGCGGUGUGUGCUGUGUAUGAUGUGUUCGUGGCACACAGGGCGACACGCGGGGAUGUGCUCACUCUGAGGGUUCUAACACAGACCAAGUUCCGACCCGCCCUAGAGGGGAUCGCUCUCAUCGCAGCGUGUGGAGGAACUCUCCUGGGUUUCCGGAUACACUUCAUGGGCAACAGGCCGCCAGAGUUCGCCCCCUCCGACAACCCCGCCUCGGACUCGGACAGUCUGCUCACCAGGGUCCUUACCUAUAAUUACCUCCCCUCGGCCAACUUUUGGAUGCUGCUGUGCCCGCGCAUCCUCAGUUUUGAUUGGUCGAUGGAGGCUGUACCUUUGUUGGAGAGUUUGGACGACUUCCGGAACUUGUCUACGCUUGUUUUCUACGCGUGUUUAGUUUUUGUGUUUGUGCGCGUCUCGCAGACGAUAGACAGCUGGCCUGGUGAGGCUGAAGAGUCUUCAGAAUGGAAACAUUCCAGCAGACGAAAGCAGAACAAUAACAGUCUCUCCUACGGCGGGAAAUUUGUAAAUACGAACGGGUCUUCAGGGUCGUCGAACGGAGUCCAUCAAACACAUUCCAACGGAUCUCAUAAAUCCAGCAAAUAUUCCAGUGUACAUAGUUCAUCGAAUGGAGGAUCUCAUUCAACAAAAUCCUUAUACAACAAUGUAACCAACUCUGGGUCUGUCUCUUCCGACUUGAAUGAAAGGACAAUGUCUCAUUUCUCCGCCACUGGUCCCUCGUAUAGAACAGUGGAUGUUGUUAUCAUAUGCAUAUCUAUCAUCGUCUUUCCGUUCAUUCCUGCUUCAAAUUUGUUUUUCUAUGUGGGGUUCGUCAUAGCAGAGCGGAUUCUGUACAUUCCAAGUAUGGGGGUGUGUCUGUUGGUGGGCGUGGGGGCCCAAGCUGUCCUUCAUAAGCUGGAGAGCGAAGGGAAGCGGAAGGUGUUGUAUGCGUCGCUGGCGCUGCUGGUUGUGUCUUUCAGUGCGAAGACGGUGCUCCGGAACAUGGACUGGCAGAAUGAGGAGAGGCUGUACUCUUCCGGUGUGGCUGUCAAUCCUGCCAAAGAGGAAUAUUGCUGGCGAACCAGAAGAGAAUUGAUGAAGCUGUCACAAGUUAUCAAAAUGCAAUAAAAUUCAGGCCGAAAUUAUCAGUUGCCCAUCUCAACCUGGGAAUAUUGGUGGCUCAACAAGGAAAUUUUGAGUUGGCGAAAAGUAUCUACAAACGCUGUGCUGAUCUGGACACCUCGGGCUUGAAAGAUCCGAGGCUACACGAUGGCACCAAGAUCUCAUGUUUGUUUAACCACGGCCGCAUCCUCAUGGAUGAAGGAAAGUCUCAGGAAGCCUUGGAAGUCUACAACACAGCUCUGGCAAGAAGGCCUGACCAUUAUGCACCACAGAGCCUGUACAACAUGAUAGGUGAAGUCUACUUCAAGAUGGGCCAAAUGGAGGAGGCGGAGAAGUGGUACCGAGAUGCCCUUAAAGCCAAGCCUGACCACAUCCCAGCUCACUUGACCAUGUCGAAGCUCAUGCAAGCAAAGAAUGACGGCCAGGAAGCCUUAGCCUGGCUAGAUAAAGCAAAGGCCGUCAAUCCAACGGAUCUGACAGUGGAUCAUCAUCAAGCCCAACUUUAUACUGCGAUGAACCGUCUCAAGUAUGCUGGGGAAAUAUACGACAGACUGCUGGUUGAGAAGGCUGAUGACUUUGAAAUUGUUUAUAAUGCUGCCAAUCUUUUCAGACAACUUGACAAGAAGCAAAAGGCAGAGGAACUGUACAUCAAAGCUGUAAAACUGAAUUCCAAGGAAGCAUCGGCGUGGAUGAACCUGGGCGCGAUGCUGCACAUCAACAGCAAGUACAGCAAGGCGGAGCAAGCCUACAACAACGCCCUGAAGCUGAAACCCAACGACCAAGUCACUCUGGACAAUUUGAAGAGGUUGAAGAAAGCUAUGGGUGCGACGUAAGCCUCACUGUGCUACAACUGUUCAAAUCUACCCAGUUUGUUUGUUGCAAAACUCCCGAAUAUUGGCCAAAGAAAUGUCUAUGUAUGCAGAUGGGCUUUUAAUCAUUUACAUUUACUUUUCUACCGGGCAUAGUAUCGGUACCCUUUUUCAUCUGGUAAAGAAUGCCAUUAUGUGACUAAAUUUUUGUUUCUUUUCAGUUUUCAGCUGAGUGUGCCUGGCUCCUAAAUAAUCUUAAACACUGACAUUUAAGGGUAAAUUUUAGCUAGGGGUAAGAAGACUGAAAUGGUAAGGCCGAAAAUUGUUUGGCGUUUUUUUACGACAUAAGAUUUUUAACUUUAAAAACUGAGAUUGCUCAAAUUCACUUUAAAAAAUGUCAGGAUGGCAUUUUUCCCCCUUCUGGUCUUUAUACAAGAAUUGUCCAGUUGCAGGACUUUGUCAAGCCAGAUAGCGACAGAGAUGUGAUAGAUGCUGGAAAGGUGUUUAAGGUCAGGUUAACAAGGAAAUUGUGAGAUCUCAACAUCUCAUGUGAGUGAAGGAACAAAAUUUGACCAGUAGCAAAUGGUUCAAUAACAAGAUAUAUCAUACACUGUAUACUUCCCAGGAAGUUGAGAUUGUUUCGGAAUGCUAUCAAGUCUGCUUGGGUAAUAAUGUAGAUUGUAAA